AUGACAGUGAGAAUUAAAAAGAAGUCAAGGGUGCCUGGAGUUAUGAUCACCCAAUAUGUGGAGGAACUACCAGAAGGCAUGAGCACGCCAGAUUUCACUCGGAAACCAAUUGCUCUGACAAUUCAAGAAGGAAAACUGGGGAUCUUCAGAGCAGUAGUUACUGGUAAUCCAACACCAACAGUGACGUGGUUGAGAAAUGAUGGAGAACUUGAUGAACGGUACAAAAUCAUUUUUGAUAAAAGUUCUGGUGAACACCAACUACAGCUGCCAGGUGUAUCGGUGGAUCAAGCUGACACAUACAAGUGCUAUGCAGUAAAUGAAUUUGGAAAAGCAAUUGUCACAGCAACCCUUAAUGUUAUUGAAGUUGGCUUCAAAAAGAACAAGGCUUUGCAACAAUCAAGAACAGCUAUCCGAGAAACACCAGAGGAUUUAAAAAAGUCCUUAAAAACAACGGUUGACACUGAGUCCAAAGAUGGAAAACUAGAAAUCGAUGACAAGUUUUGGGAACUAUUGCUGAGUUCAGACAAGAAAGACUAUGAGAGCAUAUGUUCGCAGUACGGUAUCACUGAUUUCCGUUGGAUGCUGAAAAAACUAAAUGAGAUGAAGGUAGAGAGGGAGCAAGAACAGGAAAAGGUUGUUGAAAGACUUUGCAACCUGAAGUCCAUUGAAUUGAAUGCUAUUGGUGAUGCAGAGUGUGAAGCUGAAGAGCCUGUUAGCAAAAUCUUUAUAUAUAAGGAUGGAAUUAUGAUUCCUUUUGAUGCUGAAACAGAGAUAAAACAUGGAUUGAAGCAAGUGGGAAAGAAGUUUGUAUUUAGCAUGAAUGGUGUUGACCUGGAGGAUGCAGGAUUGUACCAAGUGGAGGUUGAUGGAAUCAAGAUCUUCUCUACUGAUUUUAAGCUUCCCCCUAUGGAAUUCUUAGUUAAAAUGCAAGAUGUGAAAGCAGAGGAAAGAGAGGACGCUGUGUUCGAGUGUCUCAUCUCGCAACCAAUGAAAAAGAUUACUUGGAAGGGAAAAAAUACUCCAUUGGAGCAAGGGGAUAAAUAUGACAUCCUCGUGUCAGAUGACAUGCUGAUUCACACGUUGGUCGUAAAGGACUGCAUGCCACUGGACAAAGGAAUUUAUGCAGCAGUGGCUGGACUCGCAUCCUGCAGUGCCUGGCUUGUAGUGGAAGUGGACAGUGAUCCAAACUUGAAAGGAAAGAAGAAAGCUCGCAAAACAACCCGGGCAGGUGGUGGUGGUGCUGAUCUGUUGAUGAUUGCUCAAGAACAAAAUGCUAAGAUACAGAAAGAGAGGGAUGAGCUGGUUGCAAAGGCAAAAGCAGAGGCAGAAGCUGCAGCUGCAGCUGCUGCUGCAACUGCAGCUGAGAAGGCAGAAGCUAAAGCAAAAGCCAAAGCAGAAGCUAAAGCAGAAGCCAAAGCCAAAGCCAACUCCGAAGCGAAAGGGGAGCCAAAAGCAAAGGCAAAGGAAAAGGAAAAGGCAAAGGAAAAGGCAAAGGUUAAGGCAAAGGCAAAGGUUAAGGCAAAGGUUAAGGCAAAGGUUAAGGCGAAGGCAAAGUCAGAAGGGGGAGAAAGUGCAGCAACAGUUGUAGGGGAGGAAAAGGAGGAAGAAGAGAAGGAAGAUGUUGAAGAUGACGAGGGAGAUGUGGCGGAAGACGAAGAGGAAGACGAAGAGGAAGACGAAGAGGAAGACGAAGAGGAAGAUGAAGUGUCCGAAGCGGAUCUAUCUACUUCAUCAAAACCAAAGAAAAAGGUAGAAGCACGGGAGGGAGAAGCUCCUGCUGAAGUUGCUGAUACUGAAGAAGAAGAGCAGCCUAUUAAAGAGAAAAAAAAGAGAGUGAGGGCAGGCCCACUUGUUCCUGAUACAGUCAUUGACCCUGGAGUUUACUUCACUGGUGGACUUUCUGAUGUAAACGCCAUCAUUGGCACUGAUGCAGAAUUGGUCUGCAGACUGAGCAGUGAGGAAUGUGAUGGAGUCUGGUACAAAGACGGGAAAGAGAUAACAGCAACAGAUGAUAUCUGUAUUGUUAAAGACGGGACUUAUCGCAAAUUAAUUUUCAAAAACUGCAAAGAAGAUGAUGCUGGAAAGUAUCGAUGUGAAGCUGAUGGGCGUAAAACAGAAGCCGUGUUAAAUGUUGAAGAUCCUCCAAGAAUAAACACAGAUGACCUCGCUGUGUUCAUAAAACCUGUCACGAUCAAAACUGGCAAAGAGGCAGUAUUUAAGGUGUCAUUUGUUGGCCGGGAGCCCUUGAAGAUCCAGUGGUACAACGAAGGCGAAGAGCUGUUGGAGGACACCCAUAUCAAGAUUGAAAAAUCUUCCUCACACAGUCGUCUGGUACUAACCAAGUGCCAACGCAGAACCACAGGAGAAAUUAAGAUUAAGAUUAAAAAUGAAUGUGGAACAGCUGAGGCCAUUACACAGCUUUAUGUCUUAGAUAAACCAACCCCACCCCUGGGCCCUGUGGAUAUAAUUGAAAGUUCAUCAAGUUGCAUUGACUUCAAAUGGAGGCCUCCCAAAGACAACGGAGGCUGCCCCAUCACUGACUACAUCAUAGAACGACAGCAAAUUGGCCGAAACAGCUGGAAAAAACUCGGCAAGAUUGGCCCAGAGCCCAAAUACAGGGACUCUGAUGUGGAUCAUGGCAGAAAGUAUUGCUACCAUAUCAGGGCAGAAACGGAUCAUGGCAUCAGUGAAAUGAUGGAAACAGACGACAUUCAGGCAGGGACAAAGGCUUACCCUGGUCCUCCUUGUGUGCCAAAGAUUGUUAGUGCUUUCAAAGACUGUAUCAAUCUUGCUUGGUCUGCACCUGCUAACACCGGAGGAACCAACAUUUUUGGAUACAACGUGGAGAAACGCAAAAACGGCAGUAAUCUGUGGGGCCUUGUCAACCCACCUGAAGAGCCCAUUAAAGAGAAAAAGUAUGCAGUAAAGGAAGUUGUUGAAGGCAUCGAGUAUGAGUUCCGUGUAUCAGCAAUCAACAUUUCUGGAGUAGGAGAACCAAGCGCACCCUCUGAAUUUGUGUUUGCACGAGAUCCGAAAAUGAGACCUCAAUUCACUGACAAAAAAAUAAAGAACUUCAUGGUAAUGAGAGCUGGGAACUCUGCUCGAGUCAACUUUAAUUUUCAGGCCUCUCCAAUACCAACAAUUAAUUGGCUCAAGGAUGGCCUGCCUGUGCCUAAGCAUGUGACAGUGAGCAACACAGACACAUCAUCCCAGUUGAUGAUCUCCUCAUCAGAACGCCAUGACACCGGAAUCUACACUAUAAUUGUGAAGAACCUUGUUGGUCAAGACACCUCCAGUGUGGAGAUAAGAAUUACAGAUGACCCCAAGCCUCCAGGCCCUGUGGAGCUGGAUGAGAAUGUGUCAGGAACAGUGACAGUCUCCUGGACCCCCUCUCCAGAUGAGAAGAAAGACGACAGGCUGCACUACUUGAUCACAAAGCGUGAUUCCGUUAAGCGUACCUGGCAAACUGUGGCAGAGCAUCUCUUCAAUAACAAGUUCACUGCCGUCAACAUCAUGCCGGGGAGACAGUAUCAGUUCCGGGUCUAUGCCAAGAAUGACAUGGGGCUUUCCGCACCCUCCGAGUCAACAAUCUGGGAAGUGAAGAGAGCAAAAGAAACAUUUUCUGUGAAUGUUCCUGCCUCGAAGGACUGCAGCUUCGAGAUGCCUCCAUCAUUCUCCGUUCCGCUAAAAAUGCACAACAGUCCAGAGAGGUACGAGUGCUACAUGAGUUGUGCAGUGACGGGAAAUCCCAGACCCUAUAUCACCUGGUACAGAAAUAACAUCAGCCUCAACACCAACACUAACUACUACAUCACCAAUACCUGUGGUGUCUGCUCCAUGGUGAUACUCAAAGUUGGGCCAAGGGACAGUGGAGAUUACACGGUCGCAGCCGAAAAUAAUCUGGGCAGAGUGGAGUGUACAGCUAAACUUGUUGUUAAAGAAUAAAGCUGUGGUCCUGAAAUCUUGAAGACGAGUACUCCAUUUAAAUAAAUUAAGGAUUUGCCAACUGAAACCUGCAGUUAUCAGCUUUUUUGUUUGUUUUCUUUGUGAAUUUCUUGUAUUAAUGCCUUUAAAUAAACUGU
Messenger RNA from Paralichthys olivaceus (Japanese flounder), 4082 nucleotides. The record is from RefSeq and is a predicted model, not a curated record. NCBI's taxonomy places the organism in Eukaryota, Metazoa, Chordata, Actinopteri, Pleuronectiformes, Paralichthyidae.